Molecule: messenger RNA, 16105 nt
Organism: Xyrichtys novacula (pearly razorfish)
Lineage: Eukaryota; Metazoa; Chordata; Actinopteri; Labriformes; Labridae
Source: the annotation of a GenBank genome assembly
GUGCUGCUCGCCGAUCCAACAUGGCGCCGUAGAAACGUUGUUAUUGUUCCGUCGCUCACACAAGCUUUGGCUCUACGAGAGAAACUGCGCACAAAACGACGGCGCUACUUCGUGUGGGCAUGAGAGGAACAUCUGGAGAUAAUGUUAAGAUCCACCGGCUUCUUCCGAGGGAUUGACUGCCCGUUUUACGCGGAAUACACCGACGGGAAAGGCAGCAAAAAUGGGUGCAACAGACCGUACUGUCACUUCAGGCACAGCCGACAGAGAGUGUCUUCAUCCGGAGCUCCAGCAGAUGUUAGGAAGCACAGAGACCUCCACUCUGCACAGAAAGGUGCUGAGUAUCAUUUAUGUUACAUGGAAUCAAAUACUUAUUUACUUCGAGAGUCAGCUGCCAGGACAUGUGUGGGUGGACUGGAGCAAAAAAAAAGUUCCCCUUGGCUAAAGCAGGAACGGUUUCAGUUCAUUCCUCUCAGCACAGUUGUUGACAUGUAAAACAUCGUAAAUGUCUUCCUCCCUGAAGCUAAAAGAAAUGCAAAAACUUGGUCUAACAAGGAAAACUGUCGGCAAAAUAGGACAUAAAUUGAUCAUCAUCGCCUAGAGCAGUCCAGCAGAACAACUUCACUAUAAUGUAAAACCUUCAAGUUGAUGUUUUUUGACAUAAGACAGGUGAUUUUUGUUGUAACUGUGUAUUUGAUUGAUUCAUUGAAACUUUUAUUAACGUGUCAUGCCCAGCCUGAGUGGGCUUACAAGACACCAAAAGCAAAGAAACAUAAAAGCAGAUGAAAACCAGAAAACAGACCAUUUAAGCAUAUAAACAAUCCCGAGGUUUUUUUCCAAGCUUCAGAGACAAAGUGAGCUAACUUAAAGACAUUAAAGUUAAACAGACAGUUCAGUCUAACAUCAUCAGAAUACCAGAACAUUUCUGAGUUUUUUAACAGACAUUGCAGUAAAUUAUGGAGUUCUCAGUUCAUCAUGUAAAGGACAAUAUAACUCACUUUCCACCUAAAGAGAUUCCCUGUCCAACUCCAUUCCCACAACUGUCUCAAUCUCCUUUCUAUGUUAUACAUCCACUUCGCUUUUUUAACAGCACUCUUUAGAAAAUAUAAAAGCUGUGGUCUUCCCUGGUGGUUUUUCUAUACCUGAAAACUCAAGUCUGCAGGUUUUUUUUUUCUUAAUUGUCAAAGUUUAAAAUUCUGUUGAAAAUCACUGCAUGUAACCGUGUGGAUAGAUAAGACCAGACAUCAUUAUUCUCCAGAGAUUGACACUCGUUUCAGUUAUUUUACUUAGUAGAAACAAUAUGUAGGGAAAAUUUGAGCUCACUAUUUAAAAAACUAUGGGACACAAGAGAAUUUGAUCGUUCACAUGAUUAAAUUAACUGUAAAGCCCUGGAAAAUGGAGAAAUAUCUAAUUCUCUGGUGUUUGAUUCAAUAAAAAAUUCUUAUAAACAAUCAGUGGCGUUUUCGUGCUCCAGUGUCUCCCUAUCAAAAUAAGUACUGAAAUAUGGAAAGAGCUAAUCCUAUGUUAUCAAACUCGAUUCUGGAUUUCCCGUAAACAAAAUGACAACUAACAGAUGAUUGAUCCAUUACAAAAUGCUUCAGUAAUAUGACACGUUGGAAGUAGCUCAAAUACUACAAAUCCUUGAAUUCCAGUGAUUUAAAAAAACUGAUGGGUAUAUUUUCGUUGGAUGGGGCAGCUUCAUAAACUCAAGUCCACCUCUUGUAGAAAUCCUCUAAAAAGAAAUAAGUAGACUUCUUUAUGUUUUCAUCAGUCACUCUUGCUAAGAUUGAUUGUCUUCUCCUACAGAUCAAGGUUACGACCCCUUCAACCCUGAAGUUGUGAAGCCCCAGGACCAGCAGAAUGGAAAGCCUGCACCAUCAGGGGACCUCAGCGGCGCUCUGGAGAUGGUCAACAAGGCCAUCGAGGAGGUCCGCAGUGAGGUGGAGAGGGAGAAAAGGAAGCUCUCUCGAAUCGGAGACGAACCGUAUGACCCUAGUGAAAGCAGCACUGUGUCUACUUCUACCCCGGUCAAAAGUAAAGCACAGGCUUCACACAUGGCCUACGACCCUGGGAGUUAUCAGAUGACAUCAGGGGAUUAUAACCCCACCCCGAGCUGCAGCAAGUAUACCUUGGAUUCAGACAAGCAGGGGAACCUUGGUAACUCCAUGGAAUACGUCCCCACUUCAGUAAAAAAGGCUUCAUCUCGCAUACACGUGCACCAACCCUCCUCUUCUCCUCCUCCCAGCCAAAAAUACUCCAGCUGCACUUCCUCCUCUAAGUGUAAAUACACAGUGGACAACUCUAAACCAUCUACAGAUAUGGAAUAUGACCCCCUGUCCAACUACGCUGCAGGAAUUGCAGUAAAAAAUAAGAGAGAAGGUGGUGUAAAAGCUGUCAAAACACACAGUCUUCAAGGUUCAAGCUCAGUGGAUGAGGAGUAUGUUGUUGCUGUGAAAAAACCCCGACAGGACGGUAUAAACUCUAAAAAGUACACCUGUUCUGAAUCUGAUGAGGAGAGCUCUGGAACUGAGUAUCGGCCCACCUCGCUGAGUAACAUUCAACAGAGAAAGGGCAACAGUGGGUCUCUUAGGGACGCUGCAGGGAAGGAGAGAAAAGAGAUAUCUGAACGUAUUCAGAAUCAGCUGACACAGAAGAAUAAAGAGGACUCAGCAGGGGACUCAGACGUCCAGGAGCAUGUGAAGCGAAAAGAGAGCACUGAGAAAAAGAAAGAAGCGAGUCAAACUAGCCACGAGAAAAGUUGCAAAUCUGACCGAGUGCAUAAAGCUACAAAGGAAGGGAGCAAAACAGGUGGUAGUAAGAGUGGAAGCAGCAGCAGCAGCAAAGACAAAGUGUCAAUAAAGAAAUCAGACCAGGACUCUGCAAAGAAAGAGAACCAGAGUCAUGGGAAAAGAGACGACAGGAAAAACACGGUCAAGGUUAAAACCUCUGAUAAAGUUCUGAGGGAAGGAAGAGAAGAAAAGAAAAGUGGUGAUAAGAUCAAAGCUGUGGAAAAAGUAAGAACAGACUCAAGCAAACGAGAUCGAGAUGCAGAAAACGGUGCGAGGGAAAGCAAAAAACCUAAGCUGUCUGAAAAGGAAAAGGACCACAAGAAGUAUAAAGACCACCUUCACAAAAAUGGCAAACUUGAUAGCAGUAGAAGAGAAAAGGAUGGAAAGAAAAUAAGCAAAAGCAGCUCUGGCAGCAGCAGUCAUAGUAAAGGUGGUUCUGCAAACAGCAGAGACAAGCUGAAGCAAAAUCAGAGCUCUGCAAAUGGGAAAAGUAAAGAGGCCAAGCAUCGAAAUCGAAGUUUCAGCCAUGUUGAUCUGUUUGGAGAUGAGAGUCCAGAUGAGGCUGAGCCGAUCAUGAUAGAUGAUUCAGAUGAUGACGAUGAGGAAGAAGAAGUGCUGGUUAGAAAAUCUGCUGAUGCUCUAAAAAGGAGUCAUUUGAAUAAGAGGAAAGCGUCAGAACUGACCCCGUCAUCCUCGGAUGAAGAGGACAACGGUGGUGUUGAGGACAGCAGGACAGGUAAGGAUGAACUGGACAAUGUUGGAAUUGACUUCUCCAGUUUCCAUGACGAUUUGGACUUUGAUUCGGAUCCCAUGGAGGAGUGUUUGCGUAUUUUUAACGAGUCCAAGGAUGUGAAGAGGGAAGACAAGGGAAGGCAAGCUAAGCAGGUAUUAUUGUUUCCAUUAUGAAUAUUAUUCCUUGUAACUGCCACAUGUUGGUGUCUGACUUUUAGUGUUCAUAUUUUGUUAGAGACAGAUUUUGAGACUAAACAAAAAUUCUUUGUUGCCCCUCUCAGCCUUCUCGGGAUGUGGAAGAGGAGAAAAACACAGAGAGCACUUUAACUACUCUCUUUCCUGGUCAAAAGAAGAGAGUCUCUCAUUUUGUUGCCAAAGGAAACGUGAGUUUGUCUCGAUAACACCUGUGUCUUUCUUUCUUCAUUCAGUUCACAGCACAGCUGAGAUGCAGUUAGUCCAAAGUGAACAGACAGUGAAUGUUUCAGAGAUGAAGACAGUGUUUCAUUAAGCUGUAGCCUUUAAAAAAAGAGAACAAAUACUGUGGCCAUGACAACACACACGGACCACAGAGGAACUGUAUGAAACAAACAAACAGGGACAACAGUGUUUGCUUAAAACUUAUUCAAACAUGAUGGUUCUGCCUCUUUGGUUGAUGAGCAAUUAGAAUGAAACAUUAUUUACAAAACUGUGGAAAACUUCAUCAUAAGGUCUGCUUCAAUGCCAUCAAACCUAUAAUAGAGUGAAAAGAAAUGAUAAUAAUGAUAUAUGUCAUUUUAAUUGAUAACUCAGGGCUCUUUCUUGUUAUCAGGGAUAACAGCUGGGUUGCCUGUUCAAACAGUUUCAUUUAUCUCUUUAUAUUGAGAAAACAGAUAAAGCUUGUUUCUGUGUGAUAACCAGGUAAUUCUCUGGUAGUCUUGAUAACAAAACAGCAUCAGGGGUUAUUGUGCAUGUUUGUAUCUCGAGGGCAGGGGUGUCAAACUCAACCACAGCAAGGGCUAUAAUCUGGAUUUUGGUCAGACCUGAGGGCCAAACAGGGUCAACAUUUCACCCAAACUGUCAACCUCCUUUUCAAAAAAUAUGUAACAAAAACAUUGAUUGUAAAUCAUUUGGAAAUUCAAAAAAGAUAAGUUUAAAGGCAAUCUGAGACAUAAAAAAAAAUUUUAUUCUUAUUUUUUAUUCUAUUUUAUUUAUUUGUUCAAAAGAUCAGAGCAUGAUAUUAAAAAUAGAAAAUAAUGCUUUUAAAGAGCAGAUACAUGAGGAGAACAUUGAGAUCAGCUUUAAAAGGUCAAAAUAUGAUUUAAAAUGUAAAAUUUGAAUCUAAAGUAUAAAAAUGAUAUAAAUCUAUAUACUCAGUUGAACAAAAUCAAAGCAUUAAAUAGAAAAUCCAAUCAUGUUUGACUUGUAAUCUUGAAAUGCAAAUUGAAAACAUGAAAUAAAACACCAAAUAUGUUUUUCCCACAUUCUUGAUUAUUUAUCAAAUCUCCCUUAUUCUUUAAUUUCCCAGAUUUCUGUAGAUUAUUAAGAAUAUUUUAAAUAAUGGUGCUAAAGUUUAUAUUAUUACACUGGAGGAAAUCUGCAGACCUCAUACUGGUGAGCCAAUAAUAAAACAAAUAUGAUACGAUCUUGUGGGCCAAAUAUAAUUGUUCCACGGGCCAGAUUUGGCUCCUGAGCCUUGAGUUUGACACCUGUGCUCUAAGGGUACAAAUCAUGGUCGUCUUAGGUUCAGUCCAAAUCCUGAGACAUGAACAGAAAUUGACUCGUUAUUGUUGGAUGCACGUCUGCGUAGUGAGGGAGUUACUUCUAUUCUCAGAGAACAGUCAGAUUACACUGCAUGGACCACCACACUAUAAACUAUCAUACAGUCACAGGGUCAAUGAUGAAAGUGGGUAUUUAAGGAACGACUUGACUCAUCUUAGUCUAUGUAUUUUAGGAACAUAAAGUACUUACUACAGUUUUUUCUGUUUUAAUCAGACUGAUGCACCUUCAAAGACUGUAGUGCAGCCGUACAGACGACUCACAGCGCAGGAGGUCUGUUACCGGCGUAUGCAGUUGGCUCAGCAGCAAGCUUCUCAGCUCUCUGCCUCGGUCAAAACCUCCCCGCAGAGCUCCAGUUCCAGCUUUUCUGGAGAGAAGAAGAGGAUAGCACAUCGUCCAAACCCACAAACAACAUCCUCCAAAACAAGUACCAGUGCCUCUUCAGCUUUUGUUGUGUAUUUCUGUUGGAUUGUGUUGCUUUGCUCUGGUCACUUGGGUUCAGGUCUCAAAGAAUUCUGUUUCUCAAUGUUGGGCAGACGUCAAACCAGCUGCCAGUCGAGCGUUGUCCCCCAGCCACUCCCAUCAGACCAUCAAAACCCAAACCACUGCUGGUAUCUUGCCCAAAACCAUGUCCACUGCCACGCAGAAGAGGGUGGCACACACACCCACCAUGAAGGUAUCCUUUGGCUUCAAAAUUCCUAAAAUGUCAUGAUGGAGAGGGCUCAUCUUCAAACAAUGACUCUUAUCUAAGUGUAAAUGUGUGUUUUGACUUUUACAGAGCAGUUCGAUGAGGCGACCCGUUAUCCCCACUGAGUUCGGGGCCAAAGUUCCCACCAACAUCCGCCAGCGCUACCUCAACACCUUCAUCGAUGAAUGUGUGAAAUUUUGCUCAUCAGAAGAAGUGGCCUUCCAGAUGGUAAGAGUAACACAUUAUUCUUGAUGCCGAGGAAAUUUAACUCCUGAUUGAGUUCAACAAAGGUUUUGUUUGGCCGCAGUGGCCCAGCUUUCUGACCAGCUGUUAAAAAAGACAAGAAUAUGUGACAUGAAAACACAUCGAAAAGAAAUACCCAAGUUUUGUCCAGUUGGUGUGUCAAUGAAAAGUUUGAAUCGUAAAAGAAAAACAAGCUCCUGAUGGAGAUUUGUUACUUCCAGGCCCUGGAUGAGGAGAACCUGGUGUAUGAUCGUAGUAGCAGUAAAAACAUCUACCUCAACGUAGCUGUCAACACCCUGAAGAAGCUCCGCAACAAGAGCAGCUCCAACCCACCUCCUAUCACCAGUAUGUUUCACCUGUACCUGAGUAGUAAAAAACACACUUGCUAUAGAUCAUAAGUGUCUCAUGCUCUCAAUGCAAUAUUCUGUGAUCGUUAUGAUACAUUUUAGAUGUAAUUUCUCUGUGUUUGUAUUUCUGCAGAGGAUUCUGGGUCGGCCUCCAACAGGAAGGCUCAGUCCCAUGAGGAGGUCCUGGGAGGUCGUCUGGCUGCUACAACCAGCUUCACUGUCAACAGGACGGGGAAACAGCAAGAGGAGAAACUUGUUGGUAAGAGAUUCAUGUCAAGAAAAGUUUUUUUUUUUUUUUCCACAAUAGAAAUGAACUUGAAAUACCAAACGAAGUGAAAAAGAAAAGAGGAAGUAAAAAAAAAACCCAUAUGCCAAACAGAAAGCUGCUCAGUGUAGCGUUGGGUGUCAUUUAACAGUAAGUACAAAACUGUUUGUAUACAAAUGUGACAUCCUCCAGGUGCUGUUUACAACCAAACUCUCAACCCCAUGACUCAAUGUGAAAGUGAUUUGUUUAUUUUUUUUCCAAAAACAAACUGUAGGUUGUUAAUUAGAUCGAUAAGAAGUUGAAAUCCCGCUCAGUGGAAAAUCUACUAACUCUAGACUCUAUAACAGCACGGUAUGCUAACUGGCCAGCAGCAGACAGGAAGGCUCUCCAGAGAGUUAUUAACACCACGCAAAAAAUAAUCUGACUCCCCCUGCCCUCAUUUGAGGACACAUUCAGAGCACGCUGCUUACGCAGAGCCAGCUGCAUCAUGACGGAUGUAACUCACCCCUACAAACACCUCUUUAUCCGGCUGUCGUAUGGGAUGUGUCAGGAAGACCAAUACAUCUAGAUCUAAAAACAGCUUUUACCCCAGAGCUAUUACUGAACUGAACUGGAUACGAACACUACCCACUUCCACCAUCAGCACAAGUCCUAGAAAUGCAAAACUAUUCAUAUUUAAUGAGCUGUAACCCCCUUUGUGCCUGUAGGGGUACCUGCUGUGCCAUUAUACCUCAUGUACAACAAUAUUUAUUAUGGUACAAUGAUCAGGUGCACGGUCACAGAGAUAGAGUGGUAAUUAAAAACUUUGAUGACAUACACAUCCUAUACUGCACUGAAAACUGCACUAUAAGGCAUCAGUUAACUCAUUAAGACCUGAACCCUGUCUGAGACACGCCUCUGAAAUCCUGAGGGCCAUUUUGAGAAGGGCCCCCAGAUCCUGAGGUUUUCUGAAAUGUUGAGGUUUACAAAAAAGCUGAUAUCUCAGCCCCUGUAGCAGAUAGAAACAAAAUUCAAAAUGUAUUUGAGAGCUUACACGUGUGGCUUUUAAGAUAACUGUCUUUUGUUUGUCUGAACCUUCAUCAGAUUAUUGAAAACUUUGAACAAACAAUCUCAAAUGAAAUAAAGCAGCUGUAUAAAUAAAAGUAAAGACUGCACUGGAGAAACACAAACGGUUUGCUUUCUGUAAAACAAGUGGCAGUCAUGAUAAGGUUUCCAUUCAAUACAAAUGUAAAUAUAAAAAAAAAUAAGGUGUUGAAAGGGUAUACAGCUGCCAUAGCAUAAUUCUCCUCUGAAGCUGCUCUCUGCCUCCGUCAUUGUUUACUUUCCUCAUGAGUCACAUAGCAAGAUCCGAGCAUGAACCUGAUCGCUUUAUUAAGCUUCAUUAGCCUGUCAGAGGCAGAUGGGUGUGAUGAUUUGAUUCACCACGACUCCAGAAAUGAUUGAAAAACUACAGAAUGUAACAAAAUGACGUAUCCGCGCCCCUGGUUCGAAGGGUAGAAAUACGCAGCAGCGCCGCCGGCUUGGAAGGUUGAAAUGCGUACACACUUCUCCCAGCUUCAAGGGUUGAAAUACCUACGUGCACCCGGCUCCCGGAGUAGAAAUGCACAGCUGCGCUCCCAGCUUGAAAGGUUGAAAUGCGGACAUGCUGUCCCAGUUUAAACGGGUUAUAUCCCAUCCUCUCUUUGAAAAAAACACAUGAAGUUAAUUGAUCUUGGAAGGUUUGAGUAGCUGAAGCUGUAGAUUGUUUUUGCUGUUGCUUUUACACAAGUGUUUUCCAUGCAGACUUAAUGAUUAUAGAGGAAGUUUGUCCAAGCCUAAACUUCUCUUAAAUUUUAGUCAUCUUUAAAGUGUCUUUGUUCUACAGUCUUUCCUCUCAAACAUAUUCAUUAUGACUUAUUACAUCUACCGGUUGUAAACACUUUUAUGGCGUGUUUUCUGACUUCACUGUACAGAUCAUAAAAAACACACAUUUCAAUGUGACUCUGUUCCUGCAGGAGCCACGCUGUUCAGGAAACUGAAGGCGUACCUGAUGACGGAGGAGCAGCUUCAGGAGCACAACUACCCGAGGGCGAACCCCGAGGCUGCAGGCAGAGCUGUUAUUUACAACCUACCUGAGAAAAAAGCCACCACAGACCGUGAGUUACGAUACACACCCCACAAAUUCCUCUCAGACUCCCAUUGACCAUGACUUAAUCAUCGUGACACUGGUAUGUGUGGCUCAGCGAAAUUUGACUUUCAGCUCUGUAAUGUGUCUCCAGCUUUCUCCAAGAUUUGCUGCCGAUGUGGAGCGGAGUAUAAAGUCAACGUCAACGGCAGCUGUGUUCGUAAAGAAGAGUGUAGCUUUCACUGGGGGCGACUGCGUAGACAAAAAGGUCUGUCUGUCGGUAUUUAUUCAGAUUAUCAAUGAACAUCUGUGUCUUCUGUCGUGAAAAUGAUCCUGCCAAAUGUCUCUGUGUCAGUUUCUUUGAUUUAAUAUGAAUUGUUCUUUUGUCAGUGGCUGGAGCAUGGGAGACAAACUACAACUGCUGUGCUGCUGCUGUUGGUACUCCAGGCUGUCAAGUUGGCAAGGUAUCAUCUUCUCAGACCUUUACAUUGCAUUAAAAACAACCAAAAUUAUGGUUCGUCACAGCGAAGUGGACUGAGGUAGAGAUGAGACUGGAACCACUUUGUGGAAGAAAUCAUUUACAACAUGAAAGAUAGAAAAAGAAAUGGCACCAGUAGUGAUUUUAAUAUCAAUAAUAGUGUCCAGCUCAUUCAGAGUCAGAAGUUGGAGUUACAUUUGUUGUGUAGAAAACAGUUCUAACUGUUCAAUAAGCCCCGAAAUGUUUCAUUUUCCCACAGCAACAUGUCCAGGACGGGCGCAAAGAAUCAUUUGACGGCUACGUCACGACGUUCAGUAAAUCUCUCCCACUGGAUGGAAACGCAGGAGUGUUCGCUUUGGACUGUGAGAUGGUGAGCCAGUCUGAGAAUUGACCUACGGAAAGAAACUGUGAUCAAAAAUCUAAAACUUCAAAUUUGAUAGAGAAACUAUCAAGAACUGUAUAAAAAGAUGGACGUGACAGCUUCAUGAAAAUGAAGCCAAAACAUGAAGUUCCAGCUGUAUUACAGACCAUUAAGCUGUCUCCUCCAUGUAAUCAGAUGGGACAUGGGUCAAAUUACUAAACCAAAAUACACAUCAGCUAAAAUUCUAAGUCAUGGUUUCAAUCAUUGUUCUAAUCUAGCUGAUUAGUUUAGUUAGUUGAUGUUAUAAACUGGGUUUUGAUUGAGAGCUCAGUUGGGCUUUAAUGGUCUAUAACCUGGACCUGAUGAGCAGAAGCUGCAGAUCCUCAUGGAAAGAAUAAAUUAUAUACUCUGGCCUAACAGUUGUGUUGUUAACAGCCUCUGUUAUGUAAUCUCAUCGACCAAAAGACUGUCACAGUGUAAUGGUAUUUAAAGAAUCCAUACAUAUAGAUAUAGAUGUCGUCCUAAAUAUGAGUAUGCAGUAACACUGCCUAAGUAACUGGUCCACAGCAGGGGGCAGUAGUGAGUCUUUACUCGUGUUGCUACCUGCCAAAAAAUAGGUGACAAUGAAGAACAGGCAGGAGUAGAUAGACAUCCAGAUAGCUAAUAUAUACAGUGUAGUGACAGCCCUAAACUAAGCUAAAGAGGGAAUAAUGAGACGAGAUGUAGUGAAACAACACUAAAAAGUCUCUGAACUUUAAGUAACAUGAAACUUCAAACUCUCACAAGGAACUGCUCUCAGCUGAGGGUCUGUUGUUGUUUUAUCUAUAAGUUUGUGUUUGGAUUGGGGUCAGGAUGUCAGUAUUUCCCCACCAGAUGAUGAGUACUGUGCAGACUCUGACAGGGCCAUCCAUUUUUAUAUACGUAUUCAAUGGCUGGAAUAAUUAUUCACCUCUGUUUGUCUGUUUUGACUGAAAAAUGUCUCGUGUUGUUUUUCUCUUUUGUGACAGUGUUACACAAAGCAGGGCUUGGAGCUGACAAGGGUGACGGUCAUCAACUCUGAGUUAAAUGUCAUCUAUGAUACGUUUGUCAAACCUGACAGCAAAGUGGUCGAUUACAACACGAGGUGAGUGUGUCACCAGCGGCUCGACUCUGCGUGUGUGACAGUUGUGCGUGUGUAAAUUUGUCCCUGUGACCGGCACAGAGGUGUAAAGUCAGGAUGCUCUCUGUCUCUCAGGUUUUCAGGAGUGACAGAGGAGGACUUGGAGAACACCACCACCAGUCUGAGAGACGUUCAGGCCGUGCUGCUCAGUAUGUUCAGCGCUGAAUCCAUCCUUAUAGGACACAGUCUGGAGAGUGACCUGCUCGCUCUGAAGGUGCACCUCAUCGUACUUCAACAAAAAGAAACACUAACUUUCAGACGCCUUUGAGUCUCUGCUGAAAUGAAAGUAAAAUAAAUGUUUUUCUGUCCAUUUCUUCCCUCCAGCUGAUUCACAGUUCAGUCGUAGACACAGCCAUUGUGUUCCCUCACCGACUUGGCUUACCUUACAAACGCGCUCUGAGGAACCUAAUGGCGGAUCACCUCAAGCGCAUCAUUCAGGACAAUGGUGAGAAAAAGCCUUGUGAUUAUAGUUGUGCAUAUCAUAUUUUAUUACCUGUUUGUGCAGAUGGUAACAUUCGGACCGUGCUCUAACUUGUGGCAGUAAAAGAUAUUUUGACAUUAUAAGGAUUUAAAAACAAAAGCAACGUGGAUAAAUUCUGAGAAAUCGGCGACCAUUUGAGUCCCCAUGCUGCGGAAAAAUGUUGUUGGUUUUUGGGAUAAAGGUCUUGAGCGUUUCAUCCCCAUUAACUCACAGAUAAAUACAUAAUCCUCUGUCACAUUAACAUGGCCCCAGUUACACAAACAGACCCCCUCAUCCACAUGCUGAGCACAUUUCUGCCCCAAAGCAUAAUCCCAUAAUCUCCAUAUGUAACCCACUCCUGUCUGACUCCACAAAAACAACAACCUUAAAUCAACUGAUUGAUCAUUUGACAUCAUUUGACAUAAAGUCUGAUUUAUUCCUCCAGUCAGGUAUCAUGUAUUUUCAACGUUGUAAGGGCUUCUCAACAGCCGCACCGAGGCCUCAGUCCCCCCAUGAAACAAUAAGGUUAAAAGUCUUACAAUGUAGGUAGUAGUAGUCAGUAAAAGACUAAAAACAAUGCUGAGGAAAGUGUUAUAGUUUGUCCAUUUUUAUACAUCUCAAAAUUUAAAGCUUUAAAUCCUCGUCCUACAAAUGCAGUGUGUUCAGUUGCACUUCAUUCAUCUCACCACUAGAUGUCACCCCUGUGCUCUGUGCCCUCAGGUCUGAGUGUUCAAAUCAUGUACAGCAGAGUGUGCAGAACAGUUAAGCUUUUCAAAGCCUCAUUUUUCACUCAGUAUGAAUGACGUGCUCAUAUUUUCUGUUCUGUCAGGUAAUGUGAUCAUUUCAAAGUUCCCUAAAAAAGCUGCUGCUGCUCUGGGGAAACUCAGCUGUGCAGCUUCAUCCUUAUCCAGCUCCGACUGGUUUAGGCUAGAUUCUAAAAACUAACAAAGGAAGCACCAGAGAGGCUGCUAUUAUAUUUUUAAAAACAAAGUCAUUUCCCGGAUGAUGUGUCUUUGAUACUCGGUGAUCCUCUGUUUUUUUUUUCUGUUACGUUUACGUGGAGUUGGGAAGCUUUAUCAUGAAUUAAGUUCAACACAUUAUGGCACGUUUACUCCGUGAUUUAUUAUACAUGUUUCCUUAUUUUAAUCUAAAAGGGAAUUUCUGCAAAAGUUUGAUUCUAAAGCUCCUGUGAAGAUUUUUGAGCUGGCAGUAACAGAGAGUGAAGUUUAAAGGCUGUAACCUCUGAGACAAAGUCUGCAGCGUUGUCGUCAGAAGGCUCCUCAUGGGAUCUGGGCUCCUGAACGACACGGGGGAGCAGCGUCCGCCUCACAACCAGUCAGGAUGGGGGAGACGGGAAAUGGCUUUGUUUACAGUCAGAAAGAGCGGAGCGCUCUGAAAUUUUAAAAUGUUGACUACACAGACAUAACAAAACACAGCGAUAUCGUGAUAUUACCAAAUGUCAUCAUUGACUAAUAGCUAUUGACUGAUAUUAAAAGCUUUUUUGUUUAUACACCACAAAAAAAGAUGCUUCUUUAACAGAUUCCUGUCUACCCCACCUUUUAAGAUAAAAGUUCAUGCAAAAUAAAUGACAGUCUCAUUAGCAUCUACUGGGCUUUCAAUGAAUGAAUGAAUGAAUGUUUGAAUAAGGAAUCAAUCUAAAGAAAAAAAUCUCUUUUUUUUGCCACAAAGUUGCACAAAUGCUCCCUCUUUUUUCAUACGUGUUGCCUUUCCAAGUCAUUUGUAAUAUUUAGCUGAAGACUCGUGUCGCUUUCUCCACAAAAUCAUCAUUUUUCAGUCAACUUUCAUGCUGCUCUCCCAGCAUGUCGGGGAAAUUAAAAGUCUCAUUUGCGCAUGUGAUUGCAGUGGAGGGCCACGACUCGAGCGAGGAUGCGUCUGCCUGCAUGGAGCUGAUGAUGUGGAAGAUCAAGGAAGAUGCAAAGGUCAAAAGAUGACCUCUGACCCUUUCAAUGUACUUUCCCAUCGGUCAACUUCCUGCCUUCAUGUUGGUCUCGAGAAGGAGGUGAAGUUCAGGACGCCUGAAUUUCUCCCAGAGGUCAGAGUGUCGAUGUUUCUGCCUAAUAAAUAAAAGAAAACUGUCGGUCAAAGCAAUAGGAGCCCACACAAACAGUGUUUUUAUUUGCUUUAAAGUAUUUCUGUUCUAAAUAUUACUUUAUAUGUAUUUCUGUUGAUCUGAUCAGUGUCUUUUAAGGCCUCAAACCUUUUAUGAAUAAAACCUUUCUGAAGACUUCACAUGUCAGGGCAUUGUCCACGUAACAUUGAUGGUUAAUAUAAUAAUCACGCCAGGCUGUGUCUUCAGCCUUAAUUGCACUAAAGGAAACGCUCUUAUUUUAUAGGGCCUGAGUCGAAGUACCUCAUCUGUGUUAUUAAGCAUCGACUUCUAAUGAGCGACACGUUAUUGUGUGUAGGUACACUAAAGUGCAUCUAUGUCUGUCUUCCUGUAAAUGCACUUGUGUUUUUCACGUUGUACCUCGUUUUCUUGUCACUGAUGCUCUGUACAUGGUGCAUUUCUUAUCGAGUUUGUUGGUCAGCCUUAACCUGACUAAUCCUAUAUUACUUGAUAAUAUAAAAAGGCUCUGCUACUACCUAUUUACUUGAUGGAAUAUAUCACUGUACUCUCGUAGUUCAGAUAAAACACUGACCACCUGCAUGAAAUAGAUCAGUAGGAAUCGUUGUGAUUGCAGGUCUGAUGUGUUGUUUCUCCAUAAAGACUCAAAAGUAGGUUCAGCGGUGUUGAAUUAGGACUGGGUUAUUAGACACAUUUAUCAUUUAGUGAGUACCAGCUAACUUGUGCAGUUUUAUGUUCAAAUUGACUGAAAAAGUCCUAGACUGCUGUAAAUAUGCUGUAAGCAGUUUCUUUUUGUAUAUGUUUAUUUUUUGUUGUUUAUCUUUUUCUAUUAAAAGGUAUUAGUUAAAAACGAGACUGCUUUGUUUUUUUUACACCUGUACAUGAGUAACUAGAGUGCAGUUUUAAAGCUCCAGUGAGGAGUUUUAAGCUGCUGAUGGAUGACAACAUAAUUGACAGUUUUAAAAUUGUAAUUUUCAAUGCCUCUAACAGGGAUGGGAACUCGGUUUUGAGACUUGGACUCAAGUAGCACUUGUGUCACACACUAAUACAACAUCAGACUGGACUCGGAUCUGGGCUUUGGGAUGUGAGGACAGCCUUUUUUUGUAACUGGUUGCUGCUGCUCUCAGUUUUUCUAGUGUCAUCACAUCAGGUGAUGCUCCACAAACAGAUUAUUUGAGGUUCUGCUUAUUAGUUCUUCCAAAAGCUCAGAUACAGAGAGGCUUGAAGAGACUAAAGGAAGGAUAGCCAUCAGAUGGCCACUUGGGUGGUAAGCCAACCAUGCUUUGAUAGUUGGCUAUAGCCACCUGUAACUACUACUACUGAACAGAGGUACUGCUUUGUCCAUUGAGGGUGUGAAAAAGAGAGUUGCUGUAGAUUUUUGUAAACCAAAAAAAUACAUAAAUAAAAUAAAAUAUGUAUAAAUAAUAAUAAAAUAAAAUAAAAUAAAAUAAUAUGUUUUUUUCAAAAAGGGAACAUGCAAGAACUGCAAGGUGAAAUUGUGAAGUAGGACGAUGAAGAUGUUAGUCAGGAAACAGACUAAAAAUGCAGAGGUGGAAACAAACAAACAAACAAAACAAAAAACAGCCUGGUGCUUUAACUCAUAACCAUCUGUGGGAGAAAUAUGGAAAGAAGUCCUCAGAUGGUUGAUUUAUUUUCAUUUCAUUCAUUUUAACAGGCUGUUUAAUAUCUCAUAUCUUGGAGAUCUCUUCAGCAGAUUAAUUUAUCCCAAAGUUGUCUGGUUGUAAUGAUUCCUUCACUUGUGGGACUGAUGAAGGAGUAUCUUAUCUUAAAUGAAUGAGUCAAACUCUUACUGUCGAGUUUUUCAGAUGACACUUUUGCUCCUGGACUUUUUUCCUGACUCCUUUUUCCACCGGUUAUUGCCCUUGUAUCUCGUGUUUACUCUCUCCUCCUCUGCUGCAUAAAUAGUUUCUGACAGUGUGACAGAUUUCUCUGCGUACAGUGCCCGGCCUCUCCCGGUUUAGAUGUCUCUUUAACAGCAGGUGCAGCGGCUGUAAUUCUCCUCUUUCUUCAGCAGAUGUGUAAAUUGUGAAAACUGAGAGGCCCAUCCUUUCUCUGGUCUGUUUGCCUGUUAAGCUCCUCACGUCACAUGUCAGGAUGCAUUUCCCCCGGCUGGGUCUCGGACCCCAGGUAUGAAAAGAGCCAGUUAGCGAGGAUCAAUACCUACACAAUGUUGCAGUGACAGGGAGGGGGGCUUCCUAGUGUUUAUUGAGUGUUGCAGAGAUUUUGAACAUGUGGAGCAAAGCAGCUUAGAGGGGUCGUCUUCAUUAUCAAAUUCGAUCAGCGCCUCUCUCUCUCUCCCUUGCUCCCCCGUGAUCACCUUUGACUAGCGGGGGUCAUGGGGGGACAGCAGCAGGUCACGGCUCUGAAACCAGACCCCAUGCUGUGAGAUGAAGAGCUGUAUUAUCUCACAGCAAAGACACUUCACUGGAUACCUCCUCAACACUCUGAAACUAUUAUCUGAUGGAUGAGCUGAUCUCUUCAAAACCGUCAGGAGCUGGUCUGAUCAUGGAUUUUUCUAUAAAACCAAGUAAUCUUGGCUUUUCUGUUUUCUGACAAACUGAAUAUCUUUAAGAGAUGUCACCUCAGAUAAACUUGUGUUUUGCAGACCAAAAGCUCAACC